Messenger RNA from Dendronephthya gigantea, 2361 nucleotides. RefSeq names its product extracellular tyrosine-protein kinase PKDCC-like. Gene Ontology annotation, molecular function: non-membrane spanning protein tyrosine kinase activity; ATP binding. Lineage: Eukaryota; Metazoa; Cnidaria; Anthozoa; Malacalcyonacea; Nephtheidae. The record is from RefSeq and is a predicted model, not a curated record. The coding region runs from base 102 to 1802 and encodes 566 amino acids. Gene Ontology annotation, biological process: protein phosphorylation. The transcript has 5 exons.
AAAUAAUGUUUCCUCGGUCGCGAUGUAGUCGAGUGUAGAGAGUCGGCUGUAUUGGAAGUCGGUCUUCGCUUGGGUGGAUCUUUCUCCUGGAAGACCAAGGUAUGUCGACUCGUUCGUGCUGUCGUUAUGGACGCCUCACGGAGCGUUUGCUGUGGAUCGCUUGCUGUGUUGCGUGCUCUGUUUGCUUAAUAUGCGUGUUCCUGAGCUUAUAUUAUCUUGAAGACCACCAUGAUAUACUCGCGUGCCAGGGAGGGACAAAAGCCGGCGACACAGUGAACUAUAGAACUCUAUUCAAAUCAUACGAAGUAGAGAAUCUAUCUGACAGAGAUUCAACGAAUUUCCAGGAAGUUAUAGCCGAAAAUAUUGCGCUUAAAAGGACCGUGAACCGACUGGCAAGUGAAGGCUUUCGAGUUCUUUCAGACAGAUCGGGUAGGUUGCCGCGAUAUGAAGAGAGAGUUAGAUACAUCCAGGAUAUUCAAAAUGAACAGCUUGGACGAACUAUUCGCGAACUGAGGAAGCGUGGACCGUUUAAAGAUAUGCCAACGAAGUAUUCUGGCAUUGCCGAGACAUGGCAGGAGCGCAGCCUGAAAUUUAUCAUCGGCGAGUCACCGAGAUUUGGACAGGAAAAUCUGAGACAGGAUACAAACGAGAUUUCUCGUGUACAGGAAACCUUGGGUUCCUAUCGUGAUAACGGCCUUGGUUGCCAAGAAAUAUCACAGAUCAUCGUCAAAGAAGAGCUAGGCAGGGGGUACACAAAACUAACCCAACGCGGUGUUUAUAAUGGACUUGAUGUUGCAGUGAAGAGUGUAGGAUUGGAUUCGACCGAUAUCAAUACCUGCGUGCAAGAAAAACGAGCGAAGUUGCGUUCUGAUUGCUUGCUGUUUUCAAGAUAUAAAGUCAUGAAGGAACUGCUGCUCUACCAACAGUUGAGCCAUCCUAACGUCAUUAAGCUGUUGGGUUACUGUUUUCAAAACGACCAGGACUCGGCAGAUAUACAAAAUAGAGGUUUGACGGUUGUAACUGAACUAGGAACUCCGCUGAACCUUAUGACUGUGUUGCAAAUGGCGUGGCCUCAACGUUUUAGGAUAGCGGUUGGCCUUGCUAGACUUAUCAAGUAUCUCAGUUCGUCUCCUCUCGGUUCUUUGGUCAUCCGUGAUUUUCAGUUGAUUCAAUUUGUCACUAUCAACGGCGACCUAAGAUUCUCCGAUUUAGACGACAUUGGCAACGAAGGGCAUUCAUGUCGCUCAAAACGUGACUGUGUAAUUGGUGAUCUAACACACAACAUAACACUGCCGUGUGUUAAAAAUUUCUGUCAGGGUUACAACGAAAAGUGGAAUCUCUAUAAUCUUCAGAGGUUCUAUUUUAAAAUGUUUCUCCUGCCUGGCUCACCACAGCAUGUUUUAGGGGAUUUGGAGAACAUUGAAAAACAGGCUGCGAUGUUAAACUAUAACAGUGAGGAUUUGGCGAGGGAUCUUGAGAGAGUGUUAGGAAGGUUAAGGAGCGGUCAGGGAUCUGAGACAGAGAAGUACAGACCUCAUUACCGAUACAAAGCAAUACCUCGCGCAGAUUUUCCUGGUCGUCAUGACUACGAAUGUGACCAUUCGAUAUCACUGGUCAACUGUCAGUCUCUGAAAUUCGACGAAAUUGAGGCUAUGAAACAAUGCGACGAAGAUAUAGAGUGCAAAGCUUUCGUCAUGUCAUAUGACAAAACGUGGAUCGGUUAUAAAUGGGUAUUUUUCAAAAACAACUCCACCGACAUGGUGUUCAGUGCUAAAAACAUGAUCUACAUCAAGGUCACGUGACACCGGUUGUGUGAAAACCCGAGACAACAGAUCCUGUCAAACGUUUGGCCGUCAAAACACAAGGUCAAUGUUCCUAGGGUUAGGUGACACCCAAGGACCCCAGACGAAAGUUGGUUGUUCCGAGAUCUUGGACGUGAUAGUCGGAGAACUUGCUGAAUUGAUCUCGAACUCUGAGCAUGAUUACCUCAUUUACCUGGGUCAGUUUUAUAGACAACCUUGAAUUCACAUGUAUAUGUUUGAUUCAGCAUCAAUAUACAUGACACGUCGUGUGCGUGCGGUAACAAGCAUCCACGUUGAAACGAACAAGAGAAAUAAAUAAAAUGAAAAGAACUGUAUUGAAUGUCCUACAUUUCACAAAGAACGAAAUCGAAGAUUUAUUCGACUUUAAAUAAUCUUGAAGAUAAUUUUUGUGCCAAAUAUCACACAGGCAGUUGGCAUCCUUAUUGCGUAUUUUGCUUCUGGUCGGAAUGACGGGCACUUUCGUUAUUCAACUCAACUCCAUUGUGCCUUUUGCGUCAUUAAUUUUUGUAGGUAGAAUAGAAAACAAAAUUAAAAGAGA